AUGGUGGACGUUUCUAAGCUUGAGCUCACGCUGAUUUGCUCUAAAAUACUAGGCUUUAUAGACAAAAAUAUAGUCGAGUGUUUACAAGAUAUAAUAACUAACAAUGAAGAGUCGGCAUGGGUGUCGCAGAUAAUUAUCAUUUUGGAAUUAGAUCAACCCAUAGCGGAAAAGCUAGUAGAAGCGAUCAUAGAUUUAAAACAAAGUGAGACUGAGAUAAAAAAAGAUGUAAAUUUUAAAAAACUCGAAGAACCAGCUCUAGUUAGUAAGAAAAAAAUAAACAUCAAAAAAGAGAGAUAUAAAGAACGGUUGGAGUAUUUGAAAGAUCGCGAAGUUUCGCAGGUCGAAUUCUCAGAAAAGUAUACCAAGUCUCGGCUUGAAUUAUACAAUAAAUUGGCCUUGCUGAACGAUAGUCAGCUCACUAAAGACUUGGAAAAGUCUUUGAAAACGCUAGAUCUGGCAAAGUCCGCUAUUGAAAGUAGAGAAAAAGAUUUAAAAAAUGACAAGUUGUUUGUUUUCAAAACGGAGUACGACGAAUGUGAGAUGGAAAAGCAAAAAUUGCUUAAAAAUAAUUUGACGGAUGUGACUGAAAAUAACAAACAAAAAACAGAGUCUUUAGGGGAAACACGUUUCGUAGAUAACGCUUUAAGAAAUCUUGAUCAAGAUUCGUUAACUUUCAAAUUCUACAAUAAUCAGCACCGUUUGUUCGUCUAUGAUGAGGAUAAACAAGUUAAGACAAAUGACAACGCAGCUAUCCUACAAAAGCGGUUACUCUACGAAAAAGAAUUCGAGGAAGCGCAGAAUAUGUAUCUAGAUUUGCAAAAAAAAAGAAAAAAGCUUCCGAUUUACUUGUUUAAAAAUGAAUUGCUCGAAUGCAUAAGAGACAAUCCUGUGGUAAUUCUCGUGGGCCAAACAGGAAGUGGUAAAACUACCCAGCUACCCCAGUAUUUAGACGAUGUAGGGUAUACUAAGCAUGGAAUGAUUUGCUGUACGCAGCCUCGUCGUGUGGCAGCAAUGAGCGUGGCGAAACACGUUAGUAACGAGAUGCUCGUGACAUUAGGCAGAGAAGUCGGUUAUAAUGUUCGAUUUGAUAAUAACGUCUCGCUCGACACCAAAAUCUGUUUUUUAACGGAUGGAAUUCUUUUAAAACAGUUUGUUAAUGACCCUACAUUAGACCAGUAUUCUGUCAUUAUAAUUGAUGAAGCACACGAAAGAUCUUUGAACACCGAUUUACUACUUGCUCUAAUUAAGGAUUUGUCUUUAUAUCGAAGUCACAACUUGAAAGUUAUUGUUGCAAGUGCGACUAUCGAUGCUGAAUUGUUUAGUACUUACUUCAACGGUGCGCCGAUUUUUGAGGUUCCUGGUGAAAGCUUUCCGGUAAGAUUGUUUUAUUCUAGACAAGCUGAAAGCAAUUAUAUUGAAGCGUGCGCCUCCACGGUAAUACACAUACAUCACAAUAGGCCAAUGGAUGGCGACAUUUUAGUGUUUUUGCCGGGCCAACAUGAGAUUGAAAUGUGUGGACAGAUGAUAGAGGAGAUGAACAAAAAAGAAAAAAACUCUGACGAAGCUUCGUCACUGAUCAUUACUCACUUAUAUUCUAGUCAAUCUCUAGACGAACAACAGAAAGUUUUUAAUUCCGCGCCUGUUAAUAAACGCAAAGUAAUUCUUUCAACUAACAUUGCUGAAACCUCAUUGACCAUUCCGCAUAUUACUUACGUGAUUGAUUCCGGGUUAGUGAAGCAAAACUUUUAUAAUUCCUCGAGCAACAUGGAAAUGCUCAGACUUGUUGUUUGUUCAAAAGCCUCGGCAAUGCAACGAGCGGGUAGAGCAGGUCGUACAGGACCAGGAUAUUGUUUCCGGAUCUAUACGAAAGAAGCUUGGAAAACUCUUUUCGAAAAUUCUAACGUGCCCGAAAUAAAUCGGUCUAACCUCACGGACACAGUUUUAACAUUAAAAUACUUAGGCAUUGACGACGUGUUGAAUUUUGACUACAUUGAAAAACCAACAACUUCAGCGCUUACUUACGCUUUAAACAAUUUGAGUUACUUGUCUAUUAUUAAUUCAAACGGUACACUGACUCCGUUCGGGGAGUUUGUCGCUAUGCUCCCAUGUUCGACAUACAAUGCGUGUAUGAUAGUGAAAAGUAUAAUAUAUAAUUGUAUCUCCGACGCUCUAAUAUUAGUGGCAUUAUUGGAGUUGAAUCAAUCGAUCAUCAUCGGCAAAGAGUCGCCUUUUACUUACUUGGCUGAACAGUUCGGAGACCACGUAUACCUGGUAAAUAUUUACAAAAGAUGGCAAACGAGCAAUUACUGUUCAGACUGGUGCCGAAACAAUUGUAUUGAUGAACGGUUGUUGGUCAAAGCUAAAAACAUUUUCAUUCAACUAGCUUCCAUCUUAGAAAGUCAUGGUGUUGAAAUGACGCAGUCAGACGAAAACCAUUCUGAAAGCCUGAUUAAUGUCUCUGAUUGA
Messenger RNA from Dermatophagoides pteronyssinus (European house dust mite), 2466 nucleotides. RefSeq names its product probable pre-mRNA-splicing factor ATP-dependent RNA helicase DEAH4. Lineage: Eukaryota; Metazoa; Arthropoda; Arachnida; Sarcoptiformes; Pyroglyphidae. The record is from RefSeq and is a predicted model, not a curated record.